Molecule: messenger RNA, 467 nt
Organism: Owenia fusiformis
Lineage: Eukaryota; Metazoa; Annelida; Polychaeta; Sabellida; Oweniidae
Source: the annotation of a GenBank genome assembly
UGAAAGUCAGAAAAACAUGGCUUCGAAUUCAACUUCUACCACUUCUAAUACUCCUACAACAGUUAACACUCCUACAGAAGUUGAGACUGCUACAGAAGAUAUAUUUAUACUUGAUCAAGUGCUGGAAUUGGGACCAGGGAUAUCAAUCUCAUACUGGAAUGUGAUCAUAAUAAGUGUGCUACUUGUCACACUAAUCUUGGCAAUAGUCGCACUGAUCACAGCAUGUUUACGUGGAAAUGGAUCAGAAGGGGCCACCAAGAACAAUAGUAAUAUGUCAUAUCAGCAAGGAGGUCCUCCAAGAAGCAGAGAGAAUAGACCAAGACGGGUGCAUCCACAAGGAGGGAAGGGGUCUUAUAUACAGUAGAUCCAAAGACCCCCUAGAAACACAAUAAGCAGACCAUAGAUGUCUAAAUACUGUACAUAAUUAUUAAGUGAUUAUCUCCAGAACAUCUAGCAAUUGUACAUGU